AGAGAGACGGAGGGAAGGAGGAGCGACACACGGAGCCGCUCUGUUCUCAGCUCCUACUCCGCCACUCAGCGCUCUCCCAUCCACCGCCGAACCGCGCCGCUCGGCAGCCGACAGCACCUUCCAGCCUGAGCAAAACCGCAGGAGCCGAGCCGGAGGGGGAGACGCCGGGCGGAGAAUGGAAUGGAACCUCAGAAGGAUGGAGAGUGAACUGAAGCACAUCAACCCGGACCUGCUGCAGCCCAGCAAAAGCUUCAAGAAGCCAUCAUCAGGCACCAUCACCCUCAAUGUCGGCGGGUUCCUGUACACCGCCCACCGGACCACGCUCUCCAAACACCUGGGUUCCUUCCUGGAGGAGCUGGCCAAUGGGAAGAAGGCGGUGCAGCACACCGACUCCAUGGGCAACCCGUUCAUCGACAGGGACGGCCCCGUUUUCCGCCACGUGCUCAACUACCUGCGAACCGGAGAGCUGCAGCUGCCUGACGACUUCCGGGAGGCAGGGCUCCUGCGGCGCGAGGCGGACUUCUACCGCCUGGGCGAACUGGUGGAGGCGGUGAGCGAGUGGGAGAACCAGCGGGCCGCCCAGCGUGAACCCGCCUUCCUGGAGGUGACGGACAGCCACGAGAGGUCGCAGGGCCUGAAGGUGUACUGCAGCGACGCCGGCUUCAUCGACAAGGUCAAAGGGCGGCUGGUGCAGAUCUCCAAGAGCCGGCUCGACGGCUUCCCGGAGGAGUUCAUCGUGUCGUCAAACGUCAUCCAGUUCCGCCACUUCAUCAAGUCGGAGCCGGGCUCGCGGCUCGUCCUGAAGGAGGACAGCACCUUCCUGUGCACGCUGGACUGCCUCAAACUGGAAACGGUGAUGCUGGCGCUCAAGGCGGGCUUCAAGCUGGUCACUGCGCUAGACAGCAGCAAGGGCUCGGUAGUGGCAGCAGAGGCCCUGCACUUCGUCAAAUAGGAAGGAAGCAGGAUAGGCAGGAAGGGGUUAACAGCCACCAGGUACUGUAGGUGUUGUUCUGUGUAACGUGGUAGAAGACUGACGGAUUGAGUCGUAUGUAUUUACUGAACAGCAAGCAUACGCUGCAAAAACACCAUUUAAGUUUUUAAUUUAUUCUGAAGGGACGAUGCACAUUAAUUAACAUUUUGGUAAAUGUGCCGAAAUUAGCCAAAACGCUUUUUUCCAUCUGUUGUCCCUGGAAAGUGAGUAACUGGUCUAGCUAAAAAAGAAAAGUUAAAAUGACUUUAUACAAAUUUUGUCAAUAAACAUAAAUAGUACACUGCAAAACCAUAAAGUUUUAAUUUUUUUAUGUACAUCAACGUUUUUGUAACUGGGUCAGAAUUAGCCAAAACGCUAGUUUUUCCUAGAAAUCCAGUAACUUUUCUACCUAAAAACAAACAAUGAUACAAUUCAUUGACAAAAUUGUUCUAAUUUUGUCAAUGAAUACAAACAAGACUCUGCAUAAACAGAGAAUUUGAUUUUUUAAAAUUUAUUUGUUAGGGAAACUUUACAUUAAUUAACAUUUUUGUGAAUGUGCCAGAAUUAGAAAAGCCUAUUUUUUCCCUAGAAACUUAGUAAUUAGUAUAGCUAAUAACAAAGAGCCUGAAGCCUGAAAACAAGCUCAAAUUUCUGUCUUUUUUUGCAGUGUAAAAAACUAACAAACACAGUCAUUAUAAAAAAAAGUAUACAAAGUAACUAAAACCAAAUUAAUCCUUCAUCUAGAUGGCAAAACAACACAUAGUGGGAUUAGGAGAAAGUACUUAAUAUUCAAAAUGUUGACAGAUCUGAGGUGUUAUGAACCAAUUCUUUAAAUAAAUUAUAAGUAGUAAGAACUUUGACUGUCUGAUUAACAACAUAUUAUUAAGUACUUUUGUCUAGUUCUACUUCAAAUAUCUUAGUUCACCUGAAAUAAAACAAAACUAACUUACAAGUAACUUUUCAGCAAAAAAUAGGAGCUUAUUUCAAUCAACUUUAUUUUUGUACCGAUAGAUUUACAGUGGGGUGAGGCGCACACACAAGAAAUAUAAACAUAACAUGAUUAAAUGUGUUCAAUACUUCAUUAGGACCAGAAAAAAUAAGAAUAAUAUAAAAUCAAACUUUGGAAACUUCUAGCAACAAAAAUAAAACUGGUUUUAUUCUGCUUAGUUUUACAUUCAGAGAUUAAUUAUCUGCAUCCAGAUGUCUUAAGUCAUUAAUUCCUUAAUAUUGAUGGAAAAGGUUUCAUUUGUAACAUGGGAGAAAUGUCUUGUUAUAAGUGAAAUAAUCUGCCAGUGGAACUUUUUUCCAUUAAAGUCUUAUUAGCUUUAAUAUCUUGCUGAAAAGUUACUUGUAAUUGAGCUUAGUCUUAUUUUAAGAGUAGUAAUUUGUUUUCACUAAAAACUAGACAAAAACAGUUGGUGGUAUUUUAUGUUUUUGCAGUGUACAGUCUGGUAACAGCUUCUUUUGAUAUGGUAAUCUUAAUUAAAACACUUUGGUUUGUAACUACGCACAGUUUCAAACUUAAGUGUAUAACAUAAUACAGUUCAUUAAUUUGAAAUAAUUAAAAAGAAGAAAAAAAAUCUAUUGCUGUAAAAUGUAUCAAUAUGGGUUUUAAAAUUGGUCAUUUAAUUUUGAGACACAGAUUUUAAGAAAAAUAUGAUAUUUUUCCUUUUUUAUCAUUCUGGCUUUUACACUAUUAGGUCAACAAACUGAUAUUAGCUGGUGAAUUAGUGAGUCUCUCCAGGAUGAUGCGAUGGUUUUUUAUGAUUAUUGCAGCUUAAAAUUACUGGGUUUUAAGCAUUUUUUUCAAAAGGUUUACAUUUAUCAAGCUUUAUUUUUUUUGUCUUACCAAAAAAAAUAUAAAUAUAUUGCUGCACCUGACCUUCCCAAAAAAGACAGAGUUAAUAUUAAGACUGCAAAUAAAAUGUUCAAGUUCAAAUAGCAAAACAACAAAUAAAAACAUUUUCAGACGAGUUGUCAAAUGCAAAAAGAAGAAUUAAAUACUGGCCAUUGAAGGCAACGUGAACACAGUAUAAUGAAAUCUGACAGAAUGUCUCAAAAUUAUUUUUGAAAUGAAGAAAAAGAGAGAAGAAAUAGAGUUUUUGAGACACUGUGAAACAGGAAGUUACAUUUUGAUUGGUUAAAAUUCAGCUAAGUUGCAGUGAUUGGUCAGAAAAAAAAGGAAAUACAGAAAACAUUAAGGAAUUAGAUUUGUGGAAAAGUUGCAUGUUGUGAAAAUUGCAAGUCUGUGCAAAGUUUGAAAGUUAUUAAUUGCAUUUACAUUAAUAGCUGCUAUAGCACCUUCCUGGAGGGACUUAUUGGUCCGACUACCUAUUCUCAUACACCAAUCAGAGUCAAGGCUGCUGCUCCACUCCGUGGUUUCAUGACAGGAAAUAUUUCCAAAAUCCAAGUCUGUCUUACUUGCAAGAAUUCAUAAGUGUUUAAUCAUCAACAGGUGGGGGAGGGGAGCUUUUAAGCCAGGAGAAAACGGCUCUGGGAUCUCAUUACAAAGACUUUAAAAGGGUGUGAACACGUUGAAACUUGUAACCAGCCCAUGCAUCCUGCACAGUGGUGGCUUAUAAACAAAGUUUACAGCAUUUCAAUAUGAAAAAUUUGCACUCUCCAUUUCUACAACUCAAAAUAAUCCGGAUAAUCCGUCCUGACCAGCUUUGGAUCAGUUUCUGCUUGCAAAAGCCUUCACAACCAGCCGUGAUGUGCACUGUUGUGCCAUUCAGCUUUUAUAACAGCCUCGGUGUGAGCGCGCGUGUGUGUGUGUGUGUGUGUGCUCUGCUGGUGUAAUGGCUUGUGUUCAGUUUAUUAGCUUCUCUGGAGCCUGAAGGGGGAAGACAAAGCACAGAAUAAAAUAAAACUUCACCAAAAUGUUUAAGUGCAAAGAACUGUGAUGAUCGUAAGGGCUUUGAAUGCAGCAUGAUGCAUGUGCACUGAAUAAUCCGCGUGGUUGUCAGCGCUGUGAGCCUCUGUGAAAGCCACUUGUCACAACUCUAUGACUUUUAAAUGUGAAUAUUUUACAAAUAAAAAUAACUAUCUCCAA
Xiphophorus couchianus (Monterrey platyfish) is the source of this 4022-nucleotide messenger RNA. RefSeq names its product potassium channel tetramerization domain containing 4 (gene kctd4). The coding region runs from base 176 to 952 and encodes 258 amino acids. The transcript has a single exon. Gene Ontology annotation, biological process: protein homooligomerization. The record is from RefSeq and is a predicted model, not a curated record. Gene Ontology annotation, molecular function: protein binding. Lineage: Eukaryota; Metazoa; Chordata; Actinopteri; Cyprinodontiformes; Poeciliidae.